CUUAUGUUGUGUUUUUAUUACAAUUUCAGGUCGAUCAGCAAAGCAAACCUCCAAAAUGGUUGCUACAAAGAAAGUGAAAAAGGCGAUUGAGAAUAUCAAUUCUCGCCUUGCCCUGGUAAUGAAGAGUGGGAAAUGUGUCCUAGGGUACAAGGAGACACUGAAAACCUUACGACAGGGAAAGGCCAAGCUUGUGAUCAUCGCCAACAAUGUCCCCCCUCUCAGGAAGAGCGAGAUCGAGUACUACGCUAUGUUAGCUAAGACCGGUGUCCAUCACUACAACGGCAACAACAUUGAGCUGGGGACAGCCUGCGGGAAGUACUUCAGAGUGGGCACACUCAGCAUUACUGACCCAGGGGACUCUGACAUUAUCAGAAGUAUGCCCACAGAGAGCCAGUCAGCUGCCUAACCCCUCAGCCAUGCCACACGGGCAGAACUAUAACUGGACUUCAUAAUAAACCAUCAGAAUUAUCAAG
Molecule: messenger RNA, 473 nt
Organism: Liolophura sinensis
Lineage: Eukaryota; Metazoa; Mollusca; Polyplacophora; Chitonida; Chitonidae
Product: large ribosomal subunit protein eL30-like
Exons: 4
Coding region: 56-406 (116 amino acids)
Cellular component (GO): cytosolic large ribosomal subunit
Molecular function (GO): RNA binding; structural constituent of ribosome
Source: RefSeq, a predicted model, not a curated record